AUGGCUUUUGAUAGUCUGAAGAGAGUGCAGACUUCAGGAUCUGUUCUUGUUGCGCCGGACUUCAUCAAGGAAUUCACCGUCUACACUGAUGCAUCCAACGUCGGACUUGGAGCUGUACUAUGCCAAUCAGAUGACAGCAGGACUUUACAUCCUAGAUCAACUGCUAACAGUGUAAAGGAGGGACAUUUCAUGAAAAGAAAGAAGACUUCUCUUUGGUUCACGGUCUCUCUGAUGAUAGUGUCUGUUUUCAUACUGACCAUAGGCCUUGCAGCUACAACAAGAACAGAAAAUGUUAGUGUGGGAGGCUAUUACCCAGGAAUAAUUCUUGGCUUUGGAUCCUUCCUAGGGAUUAUCGGUAUCCAUCUGGUAGAGAACCGGAAGCAAAUGCUGAUAGCCUCCAUCGUGUUUAUCAGCUUUGGAGUGGUAGCAGCUUUCUGUUGUGCCAUUGUUGAUGGUGUGUUUGCAGCAAGACACAUAGAGCCAAGACCUUUAUACAACAAAAGGUGCCAGUAUUAUUCAAGUGGAGUAGGAUUCUUAUAUGAUGCCUACCAGACAGAGGUGACAUGUUACUCUUUAAACAACAAGUGUCAGCUGAAAGUGAAGAGUAACACCUGCUACUGCUGUGAUUUGUACAAUUGUGAAAACUCAGAACACUCUACGAGCUACUAUGAGUUCCUUGGUGUGAACAGCUGCCAGGAUGUGGUUCACUUAUAUCGGCUGCUCUGGUCCUCUACUGUGUUGAACAUCAUUGGAUUGUUUCUUGGCAUAGUCACAGCAGCCAUACUUGGGGCAUUUAAAGAUGUGGUGCCAGCCUCCCGUACUACCUUCAGCUCUGCUCCUCCACCACAGAUUCUCUACAAUCCAACCCAGCAGAUUUUGACAUAUGCUGGAUUUUGUCCUUCUGCAGCAGCUGUUCCCCAUUACUCAUCUUAUCAUUUGCCCCUUCAGCCUACCAGCAAUUUCCCAACAUCAUCAUCUACUGAUGUCUCUUUAUCUGAUGACACCCAGCCUCCACCUCAGACCAGCUCCACCUAUGGCGUUCCUCCCAAUGCUCCUCCAUUAUAUACACCUGCGUAUUUCCUGUCAGGUGAAAAACCCCCACCGUACGUACCAUAGCUUAGAGAGUAUUAUCAGCAGAAAGUAGGUGUAAUAAAAACAGCACUGUCAAAAUGUGAGCUAUCUAGGUUAGAGCAGUCAGUCAAAAUUUUCAUUUUGUGUGGUAUGAUAUUUGCCUACUUCAAAUCAAAAUAAUUGCAGAAGGAAAAUGAGUGAAAAGUUGGCAGACAUGUCUCUUAGUCAGUCUUUCAAAUACUGCAUGCAGUUUUUAAAACCUACUUUUUCAGUUUCCCAUACCUCUCUUUACCCCACACUCCAGCCCAGGGCAAGGCCAGAUCCAGAGAACCACACAAUUGUAACAAUAAACUAUGGUUUAUCAGUGUGAGAACAAACCCUUUUAAGCUUUGAGGUUUCUUACUGCCUUUCAAAAACAACAAUUUGAAGUUCUUGUCUUUUCCAGAUUUGUACAUAACUAUUUUUGUUCCGGUUCAAACAUAAUGCUAAACUGUGGCUUACGAAAGAA
This is a messenger RNA of Pogona vitticeps (central bearded dragon), 1579 nucleotides long. The record is from RefSeq and is a predicted model, not a curated record. NCBI's taxonomy places the organism in Eukaryota, Metazoa, Chordata, Lepidosauria, Squamata, Agamidae.